GACAUUGCAAAACAGAAAAGUUGACCUAAAGAGCUGCUCUUUCAAGUGCAAGGAAGGACCAACAUUGAUAUAGUGGGCAGUGACCUAUUCAAAGCUGUCUCUUCAUAUUCAAACAAGGCCAACAGUUUCAUAUUCUUUCACUGUCUCUUCAAACACUUGUACCCCCUUGACUGACCACGGCUGUAUAGCACUGUGUGUGUCAGCAUGGAGCAUAGAGCAGCGGUCCAGUACAGAUACCUCCUCAUGCUGCUGAGCAUGUGCCUAAGGACUGUGCAACCACAGCAAAAUAUGCUUCUUCCAGAGGCCAUCCGGCUGCCAGGCGACAUCGUCCUGGGAGGUCUCUUCCCGGUGCAUGCCCGUGGCGAGCCGGGUUCAGGGUCGGCGUGCGGUGAGCUGAGGAAGGGCGAGGGCAUCCAACGUCUCGAGGACAUGCUGUACGCCAUUGACCGGAUCAACAACGACCCAGAGCUACUGCCCAACGUCACGCUGGGUGCUGUCAUUCUGGACACGUGCUCGUGGGACACCUAUGCCGUGAAGCAGUCACUGACCUUCUUGGAGGCACUAAUUGAGACUCCUCGAGACGUGCGCUGCCCCAAUGGCGAAAGGCCAAUCUUCGCCAAGCCGUACAAUAUUGUCGGAGUGAUAGGCGCCGCCGCCAGCUCCGAGUCCAUCACGGUGGCCAAUCUCCUGCGGGUCUUUGAGAUCCCUCAGAUCAGCUAUGCGUCCACGGCUCCUGAGCUGAGUGAUGAUGGGCGGUACGAGUUCUUCUCGCGCGUGGUGCCGUCCGACGCCUUCCAGGCCCGGGCCAUGCUGGACAUCGCGGUGGCGCUGGGCUGGAAAAACGUCUCCACGCUGGCAUCAGAAGGCUCGUACGGGGAGAGUGGCGUGGAAGCCUUCCUGCAGGUCUCACGCAAGUCAGGUGUGGUGCACGUGGCCCAGUCCCAGCGGAUCCCUAGGGAGCCCAGACCUGGGGAGUUUGACAGGCUUGUCUCCCGCCUUCUAGAGACCCCCAGCGCACGUGCAGUCAUUGUGUUUGCUAAUGCGGAUGAUAUCAGGCGUGUCCUGGAAGCUGCAAAGCGCAGCCACCUGACGGAUCACUUCCUGUGGCUGGGCUCUGACAGCUGGGGGGCCAAAAUGUCCCCUGUGCUCAACCAGGAGGACGGGGCCCACGGAGCCAUCACCAUCCUGCCCGAGAAGGCAUCCAUCUCUGCAUUUGACAGGUACUUCAUAAGCCGCCAUUUGCAGAACAAUAGGCGGAAUGUUUGGUUUACUGAAUUCUGGCAGAAAAACUUUGACUGCAAGCUUGCAUUUGGGUAUAGUAACCGGAGGGGUAUUGAUAGUCUAAGGAGAUGCACAGGAUUGGAGAAAAUCGGCAGGGACUCUUCCUAUGAGCAGGAGGGGAAGGUCCAGUUUGUGAUUGACGCGGUGUACGCCAUGGCGCAUGCCCUCCACAAUAUGCAGCAGGACUUGUGCGGCGGAUUGCCACACCUGUGCUCACGGAUGGACCCCGUUGAUGGCAAGACACUCCUCAGCUACAUCCGGGCGGUGAACUUCAGUGGAAGUGCCAGUACCCCUGUGAAGUUCAGCGAGAACGGAGAUGCUCCUGGACGCUACGAGAUCUUCCAGUACCAGUCAUCUGACACCUCAAAGGGGGAAUACAAAGUUAUUGGGCGUUAUACUGACAAAUUGUAUUUGGAUGUCAGCAAGAUUGUCUAGCGUUUAUACAUUAUUUC
This is a messenger RNA of Engraulis encrasicolus (European anchovy), 1733 nucleotides long. RefSeq names its product metabotropic glutamate receptor 8-like. The record is from RefSeq and is a predicted model, not a curated record. Gene Ontology annotation, cellular component: plasma membrane. The transcript has a single exon. The coding region runs from base 205 to 1716 and encodes 503 amino acids. Gene Ontology annotation, molecular function: adenylate cyclase inhibiting G protein-coupled glutamate receptor activity. Lineage: Eukaryota; Metazoa; Chordata; Actinopteri; Clupeiformes; Engraulidae. Gene Ontology annotation, biological process: G protein-coupled glutamate receptor signaling pathway; regulation of synaptic transmission, glutamatergic.